UUUUCUACUUUUUGCGCUUGUGAAUUAUUUCUAGUAAUAUGUUCAGUCUUUCUAUUUACUUGAAAGGAGUGUUACAUUCAAAAAGAAAGUGAGAAAAAAACGAUCAUACCAGUGAGUAAUUUUGAAAAUAACAUAUUAUUCAUUGAGUUAUCGAAUUUCAAACGAGCAACAAUAUGCGUAUAGAACACAAAAUACACAUACAUCAAGCAAAAAUGAGUCUAACGGACGUAUUAGAGAUGCCGCAACCAAAAUUCAGUUUACGCGAUGCGGAGGCUUAUACGGAGGAUGAUAUUUUGAUUUAUACUAUUUGCUUAGACAAUAUACCAAAAGAGCUUACUGAGACGGAAAUAUACGAAUUCUUUACGUCUUACGGCCCUAUAAAAGAAUUAAAACUGUUUCCCAGAAAAAAUGGUAGGAGGUAUGGCUUAAGACGAGGUACACUUCAAUUUCUCCGCUCAUUUUCUGCCUGCAGUGUCAUCAGAGACAAAAGAAUCGUUCAUAUUAAAGGACAUCUAAUAACUGUCGAACCAGACGGUACCUGGAAUCAACCUGAUCAUGAUAAGUUGGUCAAUACUGAGCAGCCCAUAUUUCAGAAUGAUUUACAAGUUUUAGAAAAUACUACUACAAUACAUGCAAUAAAUAAUGAUUGCCUACAAAUUAUUUUAAAAAAUUUAACCCUACCCGAACAAAUUCGUUUCGGUCGCGUGUGUGAGUGGUUUGCUGAUGCUUUUAGUUCAUAUGCAAAAAGUCGUUAUAAAACAUGUGAUUUGAAUGUGCUCAAUUCUAUGACUUUAUGGUAUGCACGCGACUUCUUUCGAUUUGCUGGUGCCAGUUUUGAACGCUUCAAUGGUAGUCUGUACUGUGAGCGUGGUCUUGAGUACGUUGACUAUAUUCAAGAGUACUGUUCACGAUUAAAGGAAUUAAACUUAGUCAACUUCAUCGUACAUGAUGAAUUUAUUGAAACCCUUUUACAUCUAACACAGUUGGAGAAAUUAACACUCAUUGACAAUCUAGAGAUAACGGGUAAAUAUAUCAGCGAAUUUGUUAACUUAAGGGAGCUCUCUUUGUGUGGUUGUGGCUUGAAGGUGGUACAUAUGAAGGAAAUUGUACGCAAUUUACCCAAUUUAACGGUACUUGACAUGACCCGCACUACCAUAGUGACAACGGAUCUAAUAGACGAGAUGGUGAAAUUUUGCCAAAAACUGACAGUUUUCAAAUUUGCAAUAAAAAACUACAGUUAUUAUCGUGUGGCACAUUUGCCAAGUAUUAAAUACUUAGAAAUAGUAGAAGAUCACAGCGGGAGUUCAGAAUUAUCUCGCACACUUCAAGAAUUGGCCAUACAUAGAGCCGAUGAAAUGGAAAUUCUUGCAUUUUUCUCAAGAAGUAAAAUCACAGAAAAUGAAGUAAAGUCAAUAGCGAAAUUGCAGAAACUAAAAGUACUCGAUUUCGGUUAUAGCGCCAUCAACGAUAGCAUGGCGGCUAUGCUUUGUGAUUUAAAAGAACUCGAAGAGUUAUCAAUUAGACGCGGUAUGGACUUAACCAACCAAGGCUUAUAUCCAUUGGUGAAAUAUUGCCUACGACUAUAUCAUUUGAAUAUUGAGGACUGCAGAGAAGUUUCCAUGGUUUUCGCGAUUGAAAUAAUACCUUUGUUGAAAAGUACUAAACAUUUGCGAAAUAAACCGUUAUUGCUUUACGCAAAUGGCUCACGAAUUAGUUCAUAUUAUUUAAAUAGUGUUUAUCAAUACAGAUCGGCUGCGUUAAACACACUUAUAGAAAUCAUAUUUGAUGAUCCGCCUCCGCAGUACCCUGAAGAUGUCAAUGAUUGCUACAGAAAAUAUCGUUAUAAUAAUUUCUUGUCCUCGUAUAACAUAAUAAAUUAAUAUAUUUCAAAUAAAUUAAUAAGAACAUUUCAAUACAAAUAGUGCUGUGACGAUAAACUCUAGAAAAUAGUUAAUGAAAAUAAAGUAUUAAAUAAAAA
Messenger RNA from Ceratitis capitata (Mediterranean fruit fly), 1978 nucleotides. RefSeq lists its product as uncharacterized. The transcript is spliced from 6 exons. Gene Ontology annotation, biological process: SCF-dependent proteasomal ubiquitin-dependent protein catabolic process. Gene Ontology annotation, molecular function: RNA binding. NCBI's taxonomy places the organism in Eukaryota, Metazoa, Arthropoda, Insecta, Diptera, Tephritidae. The record is from RefSeq and is a predicted model, not a curated record. Gene Ontology annotation, cellular component: SCF ubiquitin ligase complex. Bases 174 to 1880 code for a protein of 568 amino acids.